GACUGGCUGCGCUCUUACUGCUGCUGGGUUCAUGUUUUUUUCCUCUCACAAAAUUGUCAUCUUUUUCGAUUUUGCAUUCUCUUCAAGCUACAUAUUUAAGUUAGUUAGAGACUAAAGCUGUCAAAUCAGAACCCAACUGCACUCCUCAUCUCAGACAAAGCGUAAUCGAGCGAAGUGCGAAGACCUCUGAUCACAAAAAAAGGCCUUUAUGAUACUAUAGGUACAUUGUCAUGGGCUCAAAAAGGAGAAGGGCUACAUCUCCAUCUAGUAGUGUCAGUGGGGGGGAUUUUGAGGACGGACAGCCCUCCUCCUCAACAUCUUCAGUAUGUCGGAAAAGAAGAAGAACUUCUAACAUACCCACCGUUGAUCCAAUUGCAGUGUGCCAUGAACUGUACAACACUAUCAGAGAUUAUAAGGAUGAACAGGGAAGGAUGAUAUGUGAGCUGUUCAUAAGAGCACCCAAGAGACGAAAUCAACCGGAUUACUACCAUGUUGUGACUCAGCCCAUUGACAUGAUGAAGAUCCAGCAGAAGCUGAAGAUGGAGGAGUAUGAUGAUGUAGAGCAGAUAACGGCCGACUUUCAGCUGUUAUUCAACAAUGCUAAGGCAUAUUAUAAGCCGGACACUCCAGAGUACAAAGCAGCCUGUAAGCUAUGGGACCUCUACCUGCGCACCAAGAAUGAGUUUGUGCAGCGGGGGGAUUACGAGGACGAUGAGGAGGAAGGGGAAGAUGCACAAGACAAUCCUGGGGGGUCCAAUGAGGAUGAGAAUUCACCCAGUUGCCUGAAGGAGGUCCUUGAGCAACUACUUGAAGCAGUUGUAACAUUCUCAGAGCCUUCCGGACGUCUUGUCAGCGAUCUGUUCCAGAAAUUGCCAUCUAAAGUGCAAUAUCCAGACUAUUAUGCCAUAAUAAAGGACCCAAUAGAUUUGAAAAUCAUCGCCCAGAAGAUACAGAUGAGCCACUACAGAAGUGUCAGUGCUAUGGCAAAAGACAUAGAUCUCCUGGCAAAGAAUGCAAAAACGUACAAUGAGCCUGGGUCACAGGUAUUUAAGGAUGCAAACACCAUAAAAAAGAUUUUUGCACAAAGAAAGACAGAACUUGAGCAUGCUGAGCCAAUCAAAUCCAGCAUUCGCAUCAAAAACAGAAGGUCGGCCCAAGGUGACCGACUCUCAGCUAUUACCAUGGCUCUUCAAUAUGAAAGUGACGACGAUGGCAUUCUGGCUGGAUCUGUCCACUAUGAUGAGGGGGAGUCUGAGGCAGAGAGCAUGCACCACAGCAUGGACAUGAAUAACCCCAUCUUCCAGCUGUAUGAGGCUGUGCGGGGCGGCAGGAAUAGUCAAGGCCAACUCAUCUCUGAGCCCUUCCUUCACCUGCCCUCCAGAAAGGACUACCCAGACUACUACCAGCAGAUCAGCCAGCCAAUCUGCCUCCACCAGAUAAGGAUCAAGAUGAGGAACAACGAAUAUGAGAGUGUUGAGCAGCUCGAUGCAGAUCUCUCUCUGAUGUUUGAGAACACCAAGUGCUACAAUGCGCCUCACUCCUCCAUCUACAAGCGUGUGCUUAAACUUCAGCAAAUUCAACAGCUGAAGAGAAAGGAGCUAUUGAGCAGGGAGGUUGAUAGCAUGGAUGGAGACAGCAUUCUCUCUUCUACCAUAUCUGAAACUGGCAGCACCAAGAGAAAGAGCCAUAAGAAGAACACCAAGAAGAACCGAAUGAAGGCCCUGUACGCCGCAGUUACAGAGGCCCGAGAGAUGGGCACUGGCCGGAGACUCUGUGAGCUCUUCAUGGUCAAGCCCUCCAGGAAGGAGUACCCGGACUACUACAAGAUCAUCUUAGAACCCAUGGACCUAAGGACUAUCGAACAUAACAUUAGAUCGGAGAAGUACAUGACAGAGGAUGCUCUGCUGGACGACAUGAAGAUCAUGUUCCGCAAUGCACGCCACUACAACGAGGAGGGCUCACAGGUGUAUAAUGAUGCUAACAUACUGGAGAAAAUUAUGAAGGACAAACAGAGGGAUCUUGGCCCGAUGCCUGACGAUGAUGACAUGAUGUCACCAAAGUUGAAAAUAAGGAAGACUGGCCUCCCCCCUAAGAAGUCCAAGUACCUGACCCCCCUGCAGCAAAAGCUCAAUGAGCUGUACGAGGCAGUGAAGAACUUCACAGACAAGCGGGGCCGACGCCUCAGCACCAUCUUCCUUCGGCUGCCGUCCCGCGCCGAGCUGCCGGACUACUAUAACGCAAUCAAGAAGCCCGUGGACAUGGAGAAGGUCAAGAGCCACAUGCUGGCCAAUAAGUACCAGGAUCUAGAUGCGCUGGUGGAAGACCUGGUUCUGAUGUUCAACAACGCCUGCACCUACAAUGAGCCGGAGUCUUUGAUCUACCGCGACGCCCUGGUGCUGCACCGUGUGGCGCUGGAGACCCGCCGGGACCUGGAGGGGGGUGAAGAUGCUCAUGUGCCAGACGUUUCACGCCUCAUUCAGGAGCUUAUCCGUAGCCUCUUCGUCUCGGUACUGGGUCACCAGGAUGACGAGGGCCGUUGCUAUAGUGACUCGCUGGCAGAAAUCCCCGCUAUGGACCCCGGCACCCCCGACCGACUGCCGCUCAACUUUGAGAUCAUCAGAGCUAAUGUGGACCGGGGACGUUACAGGAGGCUGGAUGUGUUCCAGGAUCACAUGUUUGAGGUGCUAGAGAAGGCCAGGCGCAUGCACAGGACGGACUCCGAGAUCUUUGAGGACGCAGUGGAACUGCAGCAGUUUUUCAUCCGCAUCAGAGAUGAACUGUGCAAGAACGGAGAGAUCCUGCUCAGCCCUGCUCUUAGCUACACCUUGAAACACCUUCACAGUGAUGUGGAAAAGGAGAAGAAGGAGAAGCUGCCCAAGGAGCUAGAGGAGGACAAGCUCAAAAGGGAGGAGGAGAAAAAAGAAGCUGAGAAGAGUGAGGACCCUGCUGGAGGGUCAUGGCCCUCUGGUCUUCAGCGCACCUACAGCCAGGACUGCCGCUUUAAAGACAGCAUGUACCAUGUAGGAGACUAUGUGUAUGUGGAGCCUGCUGAGCCCAACCUGCAACCGCACAUUGUCUGCAUUGAGCGCCUGUGGCAGGAUGAUGCAGGUGAGAAGUGGCUGUAUGGAUGCUGGUUCUACAGGCCAAAUGAAACAUUUCAUCUUGCUACGCGCAAGUUCCUGGAGAAGGAGGUCUUCAAGAGCGACUACUACAAUAAGAUUUCUGUCAGCAAGAUACUAGGCAAAUGUGUAGUCAUGUUUGUGAAGGAGUACUUUAAGCUUCACCCAGAGGGCUUUAGGGCAGAUGAUGUGUAUGUCUGUGAGUCCCGCUACUCAGCCAAGACUAAGUCCUUCAAGAAGAUCAAGAUGUGGACAAUGCCAUUGAGCUCCGUUAGAUUUGUCCCUAGGGACAUACCUUUACCAGUCGUUCGUGUUGCAUCAAUGUUUGCCCCUAAGCAAGAAGGAGAGAAGCCGGCAGAUAUUACAGAAGAGGGCAAAGCUGUGGACACUACUGUGGAUAAGGAGAGGGAGGACGUAACUCUGGACAUGACCAGUGGGGAGCCUGGCUGCCAGUACUACGAGCAGCUCUGCUACAACAGCACCUGGCUGAAAGUGGGAGACUGUGUCUAUAUUCGCUCACAUGGACUAGUGCGACACCGAGUGGGAAGGAUUGAGAAGAUGUGGAUGCGGGAUGGAGCAGCUUACUUUUUUGGCCCCAUCUUCAUCCACCCAGAGGAGACUGAACAUGAGCCCACAAAGAUGUUCUACAAGAAGGAGGUGUUCCUUAGCAACCUGGAGGAGUCUUGCCCAAUGACUUGCAUCAUAGGAAAGUGUGCAGUGUCCACUUUUAAAGAGUAUAUUUCAUGCCGGCCCACUGAAGUGCCUGAGGAGGACAUUUUACUGUGUGAGAGUCGAUACAUCGAGAGUGAGAAACAGAUGAAGAAAUUCAAGGGCCUAAAGCGCUUCUCCCUGUCUGGGAAAGUGGUAGAGGAUGAAAUGUAUUACUUCAGGAAACUGAUAGUGCCCCAGAAAGAGCCAUCCCCUUUGCUGGACAGAAAGAUUGCGGUACUGGAGGCUAAGUUUGCCGACAUGACAGACGAGGAGUUGGAAGACCUGGGGGAGGAUGAUGGGGAGCUGGGAGACACCUCCAUACCCCAUCUCCAGAGCCCCAGGGCAGGCAGUGACAUGGACAUGCCUUACACCCCUCCACAGGUCAGAGCCGCAACAUGCACUGGGCAAAUAUGUGGUUAUGUUGGGAAGUCCACUCCCAAGUCCAUUAAGGGAAUGUCUAAGAAGGAGGGCUCCAAGAGAAAAAUCAACAUGAGCGGCUACAUUCUGUUCAGCAGUGAAAUGCGUGCAGUUAUCAAGGCCCAACACCCCGAUUUCUCCUUUGGGGAGCUGAGCCGUCUGGUGGGCACAGAGUGGAGGAACCUGGAGGCUCCCAAGAAAGCAGAUUAUGAGGAGCGAGCAGCUAAAGUGGCUGAGCAGCAGGAGCGGGAGAGGGCAGCCCAGCAGCUGGCUUCUCCUAGAGCAGGCAUGAGGGGUACAUUUAUGCCAUGCAUGAUGCUGCAGGGCCCAGUGGACGGCAUGGUUAGUAUGACUGACAUGCCACCACAUCACAUGAGGUUGCCUGUCUUAUCCCAUCAUCACCUGAUGCUGGGUAUGCCCGGGUUUCCUGGCAUGCCACACCCGGGUGUCUUCAUGAGUACUGCUGGUCCCAAUGGAAACCAGAUGGCUGGUCAUGGGCAGCAGGCUCCACCACCCUACCCAGGACACGGCCAGCCUGCCCUCCAACAACCAUCAACACCAAUAUUUGUAGCCCCACCACCCAAGCCCCAGCGCCUGCUCCACUCGGACGCAUACCUGAAGUACAUUGAGGGACUUAAUGCAGAGUCUUCCACCAUCAGCAAGUGGGACCAAACUCUCUCAGCUCGAAAAAGAGAGAUGCGGCUGACCAAAGAGCAGGAGAGUAGGUUGCCGUACCACUGGCUGAAGAGCAAGGGCGCCCAUUCCACAAUGGCAGACGCGCUGUGGCGUCUGCGGGACCUGAUGCUGCGCGACACACUGAACAUCAGUCAGACCUACAACCUUUAGAAUGUCUGGGCUACUGCUCCUUACACUAUCAAACAGGAAAGGCGUGUUAGGCUCAUUACAAAGAAAGGUGAACAUUGUUUUGUUGUUGUCAUGUAAAGUUGUCAUUCAUUUGUGGAAUGAUUAAAUGUUCUCGCUUACUUUGUUCAAGCUGUUUUGUAUUUGCAUUUUCAUUGUUCUAACAAGUGCAUUAUUAUUUAAUUGAAUGUUUUGGUGCUGUGAUGGAUAAACCUUUUUAUUUAACAACAAAUCUGAAAAUGGACUUGUUUUUU
Esox lucius (northern pike) is the source of this 5362-nucleotide messenger RNA. RefSeq names its product polybromo 1 (gene pbrm1). The record is from RefSeq and is a predicted model, not a curated record. Gene Ontology annotation, biological process: chromatin remodeling. NCBI's taxonomy places the organism in Eukaryota, Metazoa, Chordata, Actinopteri, Esociformes, Esocidae. The coding region runs from base 231 to 5093 and encodes 1620 amino acids. Gene Ontology annotation, cellular component: RSC-type complex. Gene Ontology annotation, molecular function: protein binding; chromatin binding. The transcript is spliced from 31 exons.